GCCAUGUUGACCUUGACAUAUUUAUUCAUCCAAUUUUACCGUUUUGUAAUUUUGCUCAAGUUAACAUAUCGACUCCAUCGCUCCCUCGCUACGAUGGCUUGAUUUUGCGUCACGAAAUUGAAUCGUGUCGAACUAAAGAUGUCUGUGGAGAGAAGGCUGCACGAGACGAAUAGGUACAAUCAAUCAUCUGUCGCUUAUCAGACUCAGAUAUGGACGUCUUGGUACUGCUAGAUCGACUCGAUAUUGGCAGUUUCAGACAUGUCAAAAAACAACAAAAAGCGGCGGAGAUGCCAGGACCAUGGCGAUGCGGUCGCUGGUGAUGUUGGUUGCUCCAAGCCAGCCAAGAAACGCAACAAAGGGGGACGAGUUGACAUGUUGGAACUGAAUAAACAGCCUCGUCCUGCUGAAGUCACACAUCUUGUCUUGUCACAAUAUUUCCCAUGCUUGCAAACCCUACGCGAACACCUCCUUUCAAGUCUGCCUUCCUCGUCUAGGAUCAGGAGACGCAAGAUCGCGGCCAUCGGUGACCGAGUUGACGGCAAGGAGGGCGCCGCAGACAAAACACUCGAGGCUGCAGUAGCCCACCUCCUUGACUCGACUAUUGUUGCCGCAUCGGAAGAGCGGGCGGCCCCCUCCGAUGGACGAUGGGAGCAGUGGGCAAACUUCUCCCAGAGAGGCGACGAAUCUUACGUCACCUUGUCGGACGGCGUGACAAAAGCUCUCUUCUGCCAGUCAGAGAUUGUGAGUUUCGUCAUCUGGUCCCUGUUUGAGAGGGAAAAGAAAUGCGGGGGCUGGCCACGGCAUUUAUUGUGCGAUGGCUUCAGCAGAGGACCCGUCUCCCGAGCUAACGGAUACGUCGGGCUCGCGGCGGCCGAUGCCGUGCCCGGAAUAUUCGUUACCCAACCAAACCCACGCGUGAAGAUAGUCAAAUCAUCACCAUGGCCAGAGCUGCUAUCGAUGCUCGGUCAGGCUGGAGAGAAGAUGAUGAUUGAUCUCCUCCUGGACCAUUCUAUUUUUAUCAAAGUGCCAACCGGGAACGAGAACUACUAUCAAUUGAGUGGGAGACCGAUCACCAAUUUAGAGCCGAUCAUUGCUGCCAAGUCACAAGACCCCGGUAAAGUCCAUGGAAGCCAAAAGUCGGCGGCAAAGAUAGUCUUCGUGAGGAGCCGCAUGCUAUAUGCGCGCGCGGCACUUAAUGCCCGUGGGGCAGUGCACUUUGGGCUCAGACACAUCCAUGUCUUGAAUAGGUACCCAGCAAUCUCAGACGCCGAUAAAGGACGGAAAGGGGGCGAUGGCGAACCCGCAGAUGUCGCCCGACAGGAGAAAAUGCGCGGCAACACGAUACAUUGCAUGAUGUAUCUGUUCCCUAGGCAGUUUGGUUUGCACAAUGCCUUCACAUCUGUUGUUGACCAUACUCAAACAAGCCAGAGGUUCCAAGACUAUACCUUGCGCGAGGAAGAGAUUCAACAGAAAUACCAAGGUUCGAGCCUCGGCCGUGUUUCAAUCCCUAAACGACUCAGAGGUGCCCCUUUUCACUUGGUGGAGAAGAUGCAAGUACUGCAUCGACGUUGCUCGUACUCUGCGCUCUUGAAACACUACUGCCCUGCUUCUUCAACCGAUGAAAUAGUAGCCUCACUUAAGGACGGUGGUGCCAAGAUAGACGAGCACAGGUUGAUACUCGAUCUGGCCACUCCAGCAGUUCAUGUAUCUGCUUACUGCCAAGCAGUUCUUUCCAGGCUUGUCCCAGAUAAAUUUUGGGGAGACGGACAGAUUAGAGUAGCCAACAAAAAAGUAUUUCUUAAGCACGUUGAUCACUUUGUCAAGCUGCGUCGGUUCGAAACGAUGAAUCUUCAUGAACUAAGCCAAGGACUCAAGAUCAAUGAAAUAGAAUGGCUUGCUCCGCCUGGGUUAGCACGUCAAAAAGCCAGCCAGUCGGAUAGGCGAAAGCGACUCGAGAUAUUUCAAGAAUUUCUCUACUACCUUUUCGAUUCAAUACUCAUCCCUUUGAUCCGCAGCAACUUUUACGUCACAGAAUCAAGUACUCACCGUUCCCAACUAUUCUUCUUCCGCCACGAUGUGUGGCGUCAGAUCGCUGAGCCGUUUAUGGCUGUACUCAAAGUCAACAUGUACGAGGAGGUGAACACGGACGAAGCACAGCAGAUACUGGCCUCGCGCGACCUCAACUUUAGUCAAGUUAGGCUGUUGCCGAAAGGCUCCAGCAUGCGCCCGAUCACUAAUCUGCGACGAAGAACACUGGCCCAGGGUAGUAAAAAGAUGCUUGGCGCCAGCAUAAACACUAUCCUUGGCCCGGCCCAUACUAUGCUCAAAUAUGAAAAGACCAAAGACCCCUCCCGGCUUGGAUCAGCCAUGUUCUCGGUCGGCGAUAUAUAUAGUCGUUUAAAGGCUUUCAAGGAGCGAGUGGGUACCUCAAACCAAAGGUUCUAUUUUGCAAAAGUCGACGUCAAGGCUGCUUUCGAUACAAUACCCCAGUCGGCAGUUCUUCAGCUUAUAUCAGAUAUUCCCACUCAUGGUCAAUACAAGCUCAUCAAGCACGCCGAGGUUGGACGGGCUAGCGGCGAUCCUUCGGCCCCAGGCAAGAUUGCCAAGCGAUGGCGCUCUUAUGCCAGAGGCAUAGGUGAUCACAUCACCUUCAUGGAUGUGCUUUCCACUCAGAUCGCCCGGAACAAGAACAACUCGGUCUACUUUGAGAGCGUCUUUCAAAAGGUCCACAACACGAUUGAUUUGAUGAAUCUGAUCACGUCACAUAUUAAGCAGAACCUGGUUCGAAUAGGGAAGAAGUUUUAUCGACAAAAGGAUGGGAUCCCACAGGGCUCGAUUCUCAGCUCGCUUUUAUGCAACUACUUUUAUGCCGACUUGGAACUUAAAAAACUGCCCUUCUUGCAGUCCGACGAUUGUCUCCUCCUUCGUUUGAUAGACGACUUUCUUCUGAUUACACUCGAUGUGUCCAAGGCGAGGCAAUUCGUAGAGGUCAUGCACGCCGGUGUGCCUGAAUAUGGAGUAACCGUCAACCCCAGCAAGAGCCUCGUGAACUUUGACCUAGUGUGCCAGGGAGUUGAGGUUCCCAAGCCGGGCCCUGGUAGAUCAACAGAGUUCCCCUACUGCGGCACUCUCAUCAGUUGCAGCUCGCUUGACGUCAGCAAAGACCGUCGCGAUCCGACGGCACCACGCGCUCUCACGGUGGACUUUUCGCGCCAUCAGGGCCGCAACUUUCAGCGCAAGGUUCUCAACGCCUUCAAGAUACAGUCGCACCUGAUGUUCUUCGACUCGACGCACAACUCACGGCGCACAGUUCUCGCCAACCUCUUUGGGGCCCUGGCCGAGACGGCGAGGAAGAUGUGGGCGUACGCCAGGGCCAUGCCUCAGGGGAGACGGCCGAGGACGCACGUCGUUCUGCAGACCGUUGCGACGCUGGUCGACGUUGCGUAUGCGUUGCUGGCGAGCAGGUCGAGGAGGGCCAGGUUCCCCGGGUACGAAUGUGGCAUCAGCAAGAAGCUGGUGAAGUGGCUUUCAUUACACGCCUUCAGGCGAGUGUUGGCCAAGAGACAGGCCGGGUAUGGUCAAGUGCUCUCUUGGUUGAAUGCGGAGAUACGCAAGUUGAACUUUAAGGGCAAACUCCCAGCAUGCAAUGUGUAGGGAGGGAGCGACGGACUGCCCAAAAACUUUUUUUUUCUUUUUUUUUUUUUCUUUUUGCUCAAUGUCAAAGUCUAUUCCGAGGCCUCUGGAG
Messenger RNA from Pyricularia grisea, 3745 nucleotides. RefSeq lists its product as uncharacterized. The record is from RefSeq and is a predicted model, not a curated record. The coding region runs from base 259 to 3654 and encodes 1131 amino acids. Gene Ontology annotation, cellular component: telomerase catalytic core complex. The transcript has 8 exons. Gene Ontology annotation, biological process: telomere maintenance via telomerase. Gene Ontology annotation, molecular function: telomeric repeat DNA binding; telomerase RNA binding. NCBI's taxonomy places the organism in Eukaryota, Fungi, Ascomycota, Sordariomycetes, Magnaporthales, Pyriculariaceae.